This is a messenger RNA of Trichosurus vulpecula (common brushtail), 5992 nucleotides long. RefSeq names its product trinucleotide repeat containing adaptor 6C (gene TNRC6C). Gene Ontology annotation, biological process: miRNA-mediated post-transcriptional gene silencing; positive regulation of nuclear-transcribed mRNA poly(A) tail shortening. The transcript has 20 exons. Lineage: Eukaryota; Metazoa; Chordata; Mammalia; Diprotodontia; Phalangeridae. Bases 564 to 5621 code for a protein of 1685 amino acids. Gene Ontology annotation, molecular function: RNA binding; protein binding. The record is from RefSeq and is a predicted model, not a curated record. Gene Ontology annotation, cellular component: nucleoplasm; P-body.
CUGAUCAAAAAACCAAAGUGCCAGAACCUACUAAGACCAGUUCAAGCCAGCCCCAACCUGCUGGUAUCAGUACCAGUACUUCCACCAGCACUAUCACCAAUAGCAGCAAUGGCAAACGUGCAUCUGCCAAUGGCCAGCAGCCAGCUGCAUCCCGUUACCUGCCUCGUGAGGUGCCUCCACGUUUCCGCCAGCAAGAACAGAAGCAGCUAUUAAAAAGAGGUCAGCCAUUACCUCCUGGGACUCUUACCAGUGUAAGCCCAACACAAGGUACUGGACAAGCAGGGGCAAGUUCUCCUCCUCUAACAGGGGCAGGUGGACAGCAUCAUCCAAGUAAACUCCAAUCAGAUCUCAGUCACAGUGGAUUGGUAGACCAUUAUGAAAAUUCCCACUGGGGACAGCAGCCUACUUUUAGAAGUGAAGCCAACUGCACCUGGGAUAAAGUGAUAAUAGAUAGGACUGACAAGGAGGCGUGGCCUUCCAUUACACUAACUGAGACCGAAUCUGCUUCAGAAUGUACUACAGACAUUGACUCUGCCUCCAGCUGUGGCCCAGAGAACAGUAGCAUGGCUACAGGGAGUGCCCACGGCAACUUCACUGGACAUACAAAGAAAAAUAAUGGCAAUAACGGCGCAAAUGGAGCACUCGUCCAAAGCACUUGUAAUCAGAGCGCCCUUGGAGCGGGCGGAGCAAACGGCAAUGGAAACUCAUCCAGAGUGUGGGGUGUGACCACAGGCUCCAGCUCUAAUCUCGCUCACUGCUCCAUCAGCAGUGGGGAUGGAAAAAUGGACAACAUGAUUGGAGAUGGUAGAAGUCAGAACUGCUGGGCUACUUCCAACUCAAACGCUGGCAUUAAUCUGAACCUUAAUCCUAAUGCCAACCCAGCCGCCUGGCCUGUACUUGGACAUGAAGGAACUGUGGCAACAGGCAACCCUUCCAGUAUUUGCAGUCCGGUCGGUGCCAUAGGUCAAAAUAUGGGCAACCAGAAUGGGAACCCAACAGGCACUUUAGGUGCUUGGGGAAACUUGCUGCCUCAAGAGAGCACAGAACCACAAACGUCCACUUCUCAGAAUGUGUCUUUCAGCGUACAACCUCAGAACCUUAACACUGAUGGACCAAAUAACACUAACCCUAUGAACUCUUCACCAAACUCUAUCAAUGCAAUGCAGACGAAUGGACUGCCGAAUUGGGGGAUGGCUGUUGGUAUAGGGGCCAUCAUCCCACCCCAUCUGCAAGGCCUUCCUGGUGCUAAUGGAUCAUCAGUUUCUCAAGUCAGUGGGGGCAGUGGUGAAGGAAUUAGCAGUUCAGUGUGGGGGAUGUCCCCAGGUAGUCCUGCCACAGGAAAUAAUAAUUCUGGGUUCGGUCAGGGGAAUGGAGACACUGUGAACUCAGCAUUAAGUGCUAAACAAAAUGGAUCCAGCAGAAUAGAUCCAGCUGUGCAGAAGGAAGGGAAUGGAGCAAAUGCAUGGGAUUCAGGGCCUCCUGCUGGUCCUGGAGUUCUCGCCUGGGGAAGGGGCAAUGGCAGCAAUGGUGUUGGUAAUAUGCAUUCUGGAGCUUGGGGCCACCCCAGCCGUAGCACCUCAAGUGGUGUGAAUGGGGAAUGGGGAAAGCCCCCAAACCAGCAUUCCAAUAAUGACAUCAAUGGGAAAGGAACGAUGGGGUGGGAUAACCCUAGUGUUACCAACCAGAAUCCUGCCAUACAACAGGGCAAUGAACAACUAAACUCUUGGGCCAAAGCUGGCACUUCUGGCACUGCAACAAGUGAAGGAAGUAAUGACAGUUCUGGAAGUCAAAAUGAAGGAAGCACUGGGAGGGAAGGAGCUGGAGAGAGCCGACGGAGAGAUAAAGGAAUUAUAGACCAAGGGCAAGUCCAGUUGCCAAGGAAUGAUCUUGACCCAAGAGUACUGUCCAAUACCGGUUGGGGACAGACUCCUGUAAAGCAAAACACUGCCUGGGAAUUUGAGGAAUCCCCUAGGUCUGAGCGAAAAAAUGACAAUGGGACGGAGGCCUGGGGUUGUGCAACUACUCAGCCUUCAAACUCAGGGGGGAAGAAUGAUGGGUCCAUCAUGAACAGUACAAAUACCUCUUCAGUAUCUGGGUGGGGCAACUCACCCUCUGCUGCUGUUCCAGCAAAUACAGGUUGGGGAGACAACAACAACAAGGCACCAAAUGGCCUCGGGGGUUGGGGGGACUCAAUAAGCUCUACUGCUGUCAAUAAUGCUGCUGCCAAAAGUGGCCAUGCUUGGAGUGGGACUGUAAAUCAGGGGGACAAAUCACCUACCUGGGGUGAACCUCAGAAACCCAAAUCUCAAAACUGGGGAGAUGGACAAAAGUCCAAUCCAGGCUGGACUUCAGGGGGGGGAGAUUGGACAGAUUCGUCGUCUGUCCUUGGAAAUUUGAAUGAUGGAAAAAAGAGUGGAUCAGGAUGGGAUACUGACAAUAAUCGAUCAGGUUCUAGUUGGAACGAUACAAGAUCUGGGACCAGUGGAUGGGGUAGUGGCACAAAUGCUAAAGUUAAUCCAGGUACAAAUUGGGGGGAGUCUUUAAAGCCUGGUCCCCAGCAAAACUGGUCUAAUAAACCCCAAGACAACAAUGUGAGUAACUGGGGAGGAGCUGCUUCUGUUAAACAGACUGGAUCAGGAUGGGUUGGUGGGCCAGUGCCAGCCAAACAGAAGGACAUUAGCGAGGCUACGGGUUGGGAAGAACCUUCUCCUCCCUCCAUUCGACGUAAGAUGGAAAUCGAUGAUGGUACCUCAGCUUGGGGUGACCCAAGCAAUUACAACAAUAAAACUGUAAACAUGUGGGAUAGAAACAAUCCUGUAAUCCAGAGCAGUACCACAACCAAUACCACUACCACCACCACCACCACCAAUAGCAACACAAACAUGGUUGAAAGUCUACCAUCACACCAGUCAAGCACUCAGCUCAAUCGAUCUCCGCUGCUUGGUCCAGUUUCAACAGGCUGGGGAGACAUGCCUAAUGUUCAUUCAAAGACUGAAGCUUCUUGGGGAGAGUCAUCAUCUCCUGCUGCUACAGUUGAUAAUGGCACAGCAGCUUGGGGAAAGCCACCCAGCAGUGGUGCAGGAUGGGGAGAUAAUUCUGAGCCAUCAGGGACAUUUGGAAGAACAAGUGCCCCAGCUGCUGCCCCAGCCCUGUGCAAACAAGCUUCAAAAUCUAUGCAAGAAGGCUGGGGCAGUGGUGGGGAUGAAAUGAACCUCACUACCAAUCAGUGGGAAGAUGAAGAAGGAGAUAUGUGGAAUAAUGCUGCUUCACAAGAAAGCAACUCCUCCUGCAGUUCCUGGGGGAAUGCCCCAAAGAAAGGACUUCAGAAGGGCAUGAAGACAUCUAGCAAGCAAGAUGAGGCCUGGAUCAUGAACCGACUGAUUAAACAACUCACAGACAUGGGCUUUCCGAGAGAGCCAGCUGAAGAAGCUUUGAAGAGUAACAAUAUGAAUCUUGAUCAGGCCAUGAGUGCUCUGCUGGAAAAGAAGGUGGAAAUGGACAAGCGUGGAAUGGGAGUGACUGACUAUAAUGGAAUGGUCACCAAACCCCUUGGCUGCCGCCCACCAAUCUCCAAAGAGUCUUCCAUGGACCGCCCCACCUUUCUUGACAAGGAUGGCGGCCUAGUGGAAGAGCCCACUACUUCACCAUUUUUGCCUUCACCAAGCCUGAAGCUCCCCCUUUCAAACAGUGCACUCCCUAAUCAGACCCUGGGUGGGAUUGCCUCAGGGCUGGGCAUGCAAAACUUGAAUUCUUCUAGACAGAUACCGAGUGGCAAUCUGGGUAUGUUUGGCAAUAGCGGAGCAGCACAAGCCAGGACCAUGCAACAGCCGCAGCAACCGCCAGUACAACCUCUUAACUCAUCCCAGCCUAGUCUUCGUGCUCAAGUGCCUCAGUUUCUAUCCCCUCAGGUUCAAGCACAGCUUUUGCAGUUUGCAGCAAAAAACAUUGGUCUCAACCCUGCACUAUUAACCUCGCCAAUUAAUCCUCAGCAUAUGACGAUGUUGAACCAGCUCUAUCAACUGCAGCUGGCAUACCAACGUUUACAAAUCCAGCAGCAGAUGUUACAGGCCCAGCGUAAUGUUUCCGGACCGAUGAGACAACAAGAGCAGCAAGUUGCACGUACAAUCAAUAACAUGCAGCAGCAGAUCCAGCAGCACCAGCGCCAGCUGGCCCAGGCCUUGCUCAUGAAACAGCAGCAGCCUCCCCCUCCACAUCUCUCUUUGCACCCCUCUGCAGGCAAAUCAGCCAUGGAGAGCUUUUCACCCCAUCCCCAGGGUCCCGGCCUACCUGACCUGCAGACCAAAGAGCAACAGUCUUCAAUGAACACCUUUGCUCCUUACCCAAGUCUCGCUGGACUGAACCCAAACAUGAAUGUAAACAGCAUGGACAUUACUGGUGGUUUAUCAGUGAAGGACACUUCUCAGUCUCAGUCUCGCCUUCCUCAGUGGACACACCCUAAUUCAAUGGAUAAUUUAUCCAGUGCUGCUUCUCCACUUGAUCAGAACCCUAGCAAGCAUGGUGCUAUCCCUGGAGGCUUAAGCAUUGGGCCUCCGGGUAAGUCCUCCAUUGAUGACUCUUAUGGCCGGUAUGAUUUAAUCCAAAACAGUGAAUCACCAGCCAGCCCUCCUGUAGCCGUUCCUCACAGCUGGUCACGUGCCAAAUCUGAUAAUGAUAAAAUCUCAAAUGGUUCCAGCAUUAACUGGCCACCAGAAUUUCAUCCUGGAGUGCCAUGGAAAGGACUUCAGAAUAUUGACCCUGAGAAUGAUCCUGAUGUCACUCCGGGAAGCGUCCCCACUGGACCUACAAUUAAUACGACAAUACAGGAUGUUAAUCGUUACCUUCUCAAAAGUGGAGGUAAACUGUCAGACAUUAAAUCUACAUGGUCCUCCGGCCCAGUUUCUCACACACAAGCCUCUCUGUCUCAUGAACUGUGGAAGGUACCCAGAAACACUACUGCACCUACUAGACCUCCUCCAGGCUUAACAAACACCAAGCCCUCUUCUACUUGGGGUACCAGUCCACUUGGCUGGACCAGCUCUUACUCCUCUGGUUCUGCCUGGAGCACUGACAGUUCAGGAAGAACGAGCAGCUGGCUGGUCCUCCGUAACCUCACGCCCCAGAUUGAUGGUUCUACACUGAGGACUUUGUGUUUGCAACAUGGUCCUCUAAUUACAUUCCACCUGAACCUGACUCAAGGAAAUGCUGUGGUCCGGUAUAGUUCCAAGGAAGAAGCUGCCAAAGCUCAGAAGUCUCUGCAUAUGUGUGUCCUAGGAAACACUACCAUACUGGCUGAGUUUGCUGGUGAAGAGGAAGUAAACCGUUUCUUAGCACAAGGCCAACCACUGCCACCCACCUCCAGUUGGCAGUCCAACACUGGAACCAAUCAGACUCGUAUGGGCUCCACAAGCAGUUCUCAUGGAUUGGUGCGAAAUGAUGCGGGCCACUGGAACACCCCAUGCCUGGGAAGCAAAGGAAGCAGUGAUCUGCUCUGGGGUGGAGUUCCUCAGUACUCCAGCAGCCUUUGGGGCCCUCCAAGCACCGACGAUGGCAGAGUUAUUGGAAGCCCUACACCUUUAAACACUCUGCUUCCUGGUGACCUUCUCAGUGGGGAGAGUAUCUAGGAAAACAGAUCAAUGAAAUGGAAAUAACAAUCAUCAGCACUAAAGGAAAAAAAGGAUAACCCUUUCCAGUCCAGGGCUCACAAAGAAUCCAGCUUUAAUAGAUCAGACUGGCAGCCCUUUUGUAGUACCUCUGUCCAAUAUUGACUAUGAAACUCUGCCAAAGUCCUUGUGAACUGUUGUGAGAACAGUAUGGGCUACCUUUGGUCAGUUUCACAUGCUAAUGACAGGUUGUUUUUUCCAUGGCUUUUUGUUUUAUGUUGUCUUAUGUUUAUAUGGUAUGUUUUGUGUUUUGUAUUUUUAUUUUUUUAAGUAUAAAAGCUGCUUAGAAUAGUUCUAUCAUGAAGGGCACUUUUCAGAUUGUGGGCUGGAAA